AUUGAGAGUAGGACCAAAGAACAUUACUUCAUCAUCCGGGUGUGCGAUAACCAGCAGAGUUCUCAAUGAGCUCGAUGUACUAGACAUAUUAUCACUAUUGAAAUAUAUAGCUAUUAUAGCUAAAUAACUUGCUAUCAACAGAAGCCAUUUCAUCAUUCCUUAGGAAAUAACGUCGAUGUUGAGGAAGACGUUUGUCAGAUUGUCUCAUGAAAAUCCAUUUGGAUUACCGAAGAAGAAACCAGCGCCAUUAACGAAGCGUGCGAUUCCACAUGUAAAGCAUACGAUUGUCGUCGCUAGCGGUAAAGGUGGUGUAGGAAAGUCAUCAAUAGCGACCAAUAUCGCACUCUCAUUAUCUCGUUUACCCUCUUCACCCCGGGUUGGACUCUUAGAUUUGGAUAUCUUUGGUCCAUCGACACCGAAACUUCUCGGUUUGGACAGAGAGGGUAUGGAAGCUGAACUUACAGAUUAUGGUGCACUCAAACCGUUAUCAAAUCAUGGCAUUUCCUCGAUGUCGAUAGGAUAUUUACUUCCAAACGGUCCAAAAGCACAAGACACACCCGUUGUAUGGCGUGGAAUGAUGGUUCAGAAAGCUACACAGCAGCUCUUAUUCGAUACAGAUUGGCGAGGUGUCAAUGAACGUCAAUUGGAUUAUCUCAUCAUUGAUAUGCCACCUGGGACGGGCGAUGUACCCUUAACAGUUGGUCAGCUUGUUCAGAGUAGUGGCGCUGUCAUUGUAACUUCUCCACAAGAUGUUGCAUUACUAGACACGCGGAAGGGUAUGGCGACCUUCACAAAGCUCAACAUUAAGAUAUUAGGUAUGAUGCUCAAUAUGUCGCACUUCCUUUGUGAGAAUUGUUCACAUCCUCAUGAGAUAUUCGGUGAUGUGAAGAAUUACGAUAGAGCAUUGAAAGAACUCAACGUGGACGACCUCGGUAGGUUGCCAUUGGCUAAGGAAGUUAGCAGUGGUGGCGAUAGUGGACUUCCACUUAUGGCAAUGAGUGAUAAGGUUUCACUCUCAAACGGUGCUAGUGAAGCACGGAAAAUUUUCACUCAAACAGCUCAAGCACUCUUUAGUAAAUUACCAGUAUAAGAACAAAAUUAGUAGCAUUUUGCAUUCAUUAGAAGACGUGUCGCAAUUUAUAACAUUUCAUUACGCAUUUACCAUGAUUCAUUUCCAUCUUUGCCAAUAGCGGUGAACGUCUGCUUGAUGUUGCCCUUGAAAGCAAUCUCAUAUGGGCAUACACUGUUAGUUUGCUUGGCUACUGCUGCAAGUGUAGCAAUGUCCUGCUUUGUGUCUUCGAUUUUCAAGUGGGUUGAGAUGGUAAAUGGUGAUUCCUUGCUGUCGGUCUUGUUUAAUGUGACAUCAGCGAAGACCUUGGCAGCAUCAGAUGGGCCUGUCUUGCCAAUUUGCUGGGCAGCAACUUUCAUAGCGCCCAAGAAACAGGUUGAGUAGCCUAAUGCAACAAGUUCUUCUGGGUUGGUGUUGUUUUCUGAGCCUGGUGGCUGGAUGCUGACUUUGAAGUUUGUUGUCUCGGACUUUGCUACACCGUCAGCUCUACCACCACCGGUUGCAGAUGCCUUAGCUGUGUAAAGGCCCUUCUGUGCUGUGAGCAUAGUUCUGCGAGAUGAUACACCAGCGAGUUGUGCACGUGGUGCUCUUGCUGCUACUGUUGCGAUUCUAGAGAACAUUUUUUUGGUCUUGGUUGUUUAUCGUU
This is a messenger RNA of Wallemia mellicola CBS 633.66, 1715 nucleotides long. Its product is annotated as P-loop containing nucleoside triphosphate hydrolase protein. Gene Ontology annotation, biological process: mitochondrial respiratory chain complex I assembly; iron-sulfur cluster assembly. The coding region runs from base 176 to 1090 and encodes 304 amino acids. The record is from RefSeq and is a predicted model, not a curated record. Gene Ontology annotation, molecular function: ATP-dependent FeS chaperone activity; 4 iron, 4 sulfur cluster binding; ATP binding. Gene Ontology annotation, cellular component: mitochondrion. The transcript is spliced from 7 exons. NCBI's taxonomy places the organism in Eukaryota, Fungi, Basidiomycota, Wallemiomycetes, Wallemiales, Wallemiaceae.